Messenger RNA from Harmonia axyridis, 599 nucleotides. RefSeq names its product larval cuticle protein 1-like. Gene Ontology annotation, cellular component: chitin-based extracellular matrix. NCBI's taxonomy places the organism in Eukaryota, Metazoa, Arthropoda, Insecta, Coleoptera, Coccinellidae. The coding region runs from base 43 to 573 and encodes 176 amino acids. The transcript is spliced from 2 exons. Gene Ontology annotation, molecular function: structural constituent of chitin-based larval cuticle. The record is from RefSeq and is a predicted model, not a curated record.
UCUUCACAUUUCGCAAGAACCGUCUCAACUAAUAAAGUCAAAAUGUUCAAAUCGUUGGUUAUCAUUGCCUGUGUUUGCACAGUAGGAUUUGGGGCCCCCAUAGAUCAACCAAUUCAAAUUAUUGAUCAACCCCAUGCGCAUCACCCAAUUCAAGUAGUGCCAAUUGUUUCUGAGGACUUCGACAAUAAUGGAGAUGGUAACUUUCAUUUUGGAUUCGUAUCCGGCGACGGAACCAAAGUACAAGAAGAAGGAACCUUGAAAGUUUACGACGAGAAGAACGCCGAAGAAGUCGUCCAUGGAUCCUACGAAUAUGUCUCACCGGAAGGAAGGAACAUCAAAGUAGAAUACUACGCUGACGGUUCUGGUUUCCACGCUUUCAGCGAUGACAUCCCCAAGAGUGCUGGAGUGUCAUCCCCAUCUCAAUACGGAAACUACGUACAGGAAAAUCAUUACAACCCAUUGGGAAGAUCUUUCCCUCAAACCGAACAAAAAGUUACUGUUGCACCUGUUCAGACUUUCCCAGGAAACCAAGUCUACAACUUCCCUGCCAACGCCUAUAAUGUACAGAAUUAAUUGUAAAUAUAUAAAAUAAGUAGCAA